CUCGAUAAUAAUCGCGGGGUCGCGGUUUUUCUGCCGGGAUCUCGCAAUUGCCCGGUUCCUGAAGGCGGUGAGUUAUAGUCGCCGCGGAACCGGGCUGUAAUCAAUUAACUUCUAACGACUAUGAUAUUGCGCGGUGAGCUUUAUUUUCACUAGACUCAAAAGGGAUCUGUUGAUGUUCGAGUCUCGUCAAGACAGAUUGAAACUUCAUACACCGCCCUCUACAUGGCUACGGAAACCCUCGCAAUGUCGGACAAUGUCGUUGCGCGCACCCGCGAAUUCUUCUCCGUCCCUGCCCCGAUAAAACGCAUCUUCGACCGGUUUCCUCUGACCACAUAUCCUCCGAAUGGUCUCCCUGAACGGACAGGGACAAACACACAGGGAAAUCGGUUGUUUAUAUUCACAGACACGACGAAUGCCCGGCGUGGGAGACCGUCGUUCAACCCGCAAUGUCUCAAGUGGCAGGCGUAUCUGAAAUUCGUUGGCAUUGACUUUGAGGUCAUACCUUCAAACAACCACGCAUCUCCGACGGGAGCCCUCCCUUUCGUCCUUCCCGCCCUUCCAUUGAACACACACGUCCCAAUUCCAGCCGGCAAAGUGCAAAAAUGGGCCAUUGAACAGGUUCACUGUGAAGAGGAGCAGCAGCUUAAUGUCCGAUUUGACGUUUACGCAUCUCUGUUGGAUCACCGGAUACGGAAUGCUUGGUUAUACGCCUUGUAUCUAGACCCGGAAAAUUUUGACGCAGUUGCACGGACGCUAUACGUUGACCCAGUAACUACCAGCUUGGUGGUCCAGUCCGCUCUAAGCUACCAGCUCCGACAAGCCGCGCGCGACGAGCUCCUCAAGUCGUACAAAUACAUUGAUGUUAGUGAUUUGGAAGCAGAAGCAGAUAAUGCAUUCGAGGCUCUGUCGACAUUAUUAGGGAACCAGCAAAACUUCUUCGACCGCCCAAAGCCCGGGCUGUUUGAUGCUAGUGUCUUCGCAUACACGCAUCUGAUCAUGGAUGAGGGAAUGGGAUGGAAGCAGAAUCGGCUGGGACAGUUGUUGAAGAAGUAUAAGAAUUUGGUGCAGCAUCGGGAGCGAUUAUUAAAAUACUUUUAGGCGCCUUUUCUCUUUCUCAAAGCUCAUGUAUAUUACCAGCGUUAUGUGAUACUAUGUCAUGCGGAAUUAACUUCUACUCUUAUACACAUCUUUUUCAAGGUAGAAUAAAAGGAGGAAUAGAAGAAAAACUUGAGAUUU
This is a messenger RNA of Aspergillus ruber CBS 135680, 1236 nucleotides long. RefSeq names its product putative mitochondrial outer membrane protein (Sam35). Gene Ontology annotation, cellular component: SAM complex. The transcript has 3 exons. The record is from RefSeq and is a predicted model, not a curated record. Gene Ontology annotation, biological process: mitochondrion organization. The coding region runs from base 223 to 1098 and encodes 291 amino acids. NCBI's taxonomy places the organism in Eukaryota, Fungi, Ascomycota, Eurotiomycetes, Eurotiales, Aspergillaceae.